AUGGCCGACCGAUUUCCCUCACUCGAAGACUUUGACUCCGGAGCACAAACACAGGAAUCUGGCACACCAGGCACAGGCGGCGAUGACUUCCUAGCCCGCGAGAAAGCGCUGUUGGGCGAUGACGCAGACCAAUUUGCGACUGGCAAUGAUAAUGCCGCGUUCGUAGAGGACGGAGAUGAUGAUUUAUUGGGCGGAGGUGGUGGUGAAGAAGUGACUGAAUUCGAGAGCUCAUUUCCUGUCAUCGAUACCAGAAAUGAUGCAGUAGCACCAGGCGGCAGCAUCACCAACACGAACCACUACCAAGCCUACAGUAGCAACGAAAGCGAAGCCGAGCCCGAAGUAAUCACGCAAUGGCGGGAGCGUCGGGACCUGGCUCUCGCGGCGCGCGAAGAGAAGUCGGCGGAGCGCCAGGCCGAGACUAUCAAAGCGGCGCAACAGAACAUCGAUGACUUCUACGAGAACUAUAACUCUAAGAAAGAGAAGAGCAUUAAUGCUACACGCAAGGAUGCAGAGGAGUUUUUGGCGAAGAGGGAGGAUACUAGUGCCGGUGGUACAAGCUGGGAGCGGAUUGCGAAGUUGGUGGAUUUGAGUGGCAAGGGUGCAAGGGGGGGCGCGAUGGGACGGGCAAAGAGAAGUUUAGAGAGUUGUUGCUUAGUUUGA
This is a messenger RNA of Lachnellula hyalina, 660 nucleotides long. RefSeq names its product Clathrin light chain (gene clc1). Gene Ontology annotation, molecular function: clathrin heavy chain binding; structural molecule activity. Gene Ontology annotation, cellular component: clathrin coat of coated pit; plasma membrane; clathrin coat of trans-Golgi network vesicle. Bases 1 to 660 code for a protein of 219 amino acids. The transcript has 3 exons. Gene Ontology annotation, biological process: clathrin-dependent endocytosis; intracellular protein transport; clathrin coat assembly. The record is from RefSeq and is a predicted model, not a curated record. Lineage: Eukaryota; Fungi; Ascomycota; Leotiomycetes; Helotiales; Lachnaceae.